This is a messenger RNA of Dothidotthia symphoricarpi CBS 119687, 597 nucleotides long. Its product is annotated as ubiquitin-domain-containing protein. The transcript has 3 exons. NCBI's taxonomy places the organism in Eukaryota, Fungi, Ascomycota, Dothideomycetes, Pleosporales, Dothidotthiaceae. Gene Ontology annotation, cellular component: cytoplasm; nucleus; ribosome. Bases 14 to 478 code for a protein of 154 amino acids. Gene Ontology annotation, biological process: modification-dependent protein catabolic process; protein ubiquitination; translation. The record is from RefSeq and is a predicted model, not a curated record. Gene Ontology annotation, molecular function: structural constituent of ribosome; protein tag activity; ubiquitin protein ligase binding.
UGUCUAGGCCGCCAUGCAGAUCUUCGUCAAGACCCUCACGGGUAAGACUAUCACCCUCGAGGUGGAGUCUUCGGAUACCAUCGACAAUGUGAAGUCCAAGAUUCAGGACAAGGAGGGAAUUCCCCCGGACCAGCAGCGUCUUAUCUUCGCCGGAAAGCAACUUGAGGACGGCCGCACCCUUUCGGACUACAACAUCCAGAAGGAGUCGACCCUCCAUCUCGUGCUGCGUCUCCGUGGUGGAGGCAAGAAGAGGAAGAAGAAGGUCUACACCACCCCCAAGAAGAUCAAGCACAAGAGGAAGAAGACCAAGCUCGCUGUCCUCAAGUACUACAAGGUCGACGGCGAUGGCAAGAUCGAGCGCCUUCGCAGGGAGUGCCCGCAGCCCGAGUGCGGUGCUGGUGUCUUCAUGGCCGCCAUGCACAACCGCCAGUACUGCGGCCGUUGCCACCUGACCUACGUCUUCGACGAGGCUAAAUAAGCGCAUCCGAGUGCACAUCACGAUCGACACGAGUUACGGCAUCAUGGCAAAUAUGGGAGGACUAAAUAGGUUUCACCAAAUGUCGGCUAUCGAAUGAAUCUGAUCAACGACUUGUCACU